Messenger RNA from Helianthus annuus (common sunflower), 1230 nucleotides. RefSeq lists its product as uncharacterized. The record is from RefSeq and is a predicted model, not a curated record. NCBI's taxonomy places the organism in Eukaryota, Viridiplantae, Streptophyta, Magnoliopsida, Asterales, Asteraceae. The transcript has 2 exons. The coding region runs from base 233 to 1030 and encodes 265 amino acids.
AUGAGCACUUAAGUAGAGUUGCGAGUAUGAUGAUGUGAGAUAAGGGCAAACUUUACCUAUCACGAGACCUAGAAAUAUAUAAUGGAUACGUGGCUACGGUGAUGGUGUUGGUGUUAGACAGUGACGGAUUUAAGAACUUUUUUCACUGUGUUUCUUUUGAUAGAUUCUCACUAUUUUUUUUUUCCAAAUCAUAAGAGGUUCUCACUAAUUUUCUCAAUUUUUUCCAAACCGAAUGGGUUCCUGGGACCCACAAAAGUGGCUUAGAUCCGCCCCUGGUGUUAGAGAUUGUGUUUCAAGUCACUAUACAUCUAUGGUGGACAUGAUGAUGCUCAAGUUCAGACCGAUUGCACCGAAACCGGUUGCUUUGGGAUCGGGCUCUAGUGACUUGACAAAGGAGAAUGUCCGUAUAAGCGGCCGAUGUAAGCGGAGGUACGUUAGGGUUAAACGAAACGAGUGUAAUAAGAAAAGAAAACCACGUCCGUCAACGUUGACAUCGUCAGAGAAAGUUUCCGGUGACGGAGACGCGGCGGUGACGCUAUCGUUGAUGCCCGAAACACCAAAGGCUAUGGACCACUCAUUGAUCAAGAAUAUAUCAUCACCUAUAUGGUGGUACUCUAAAAACAAUAAUUAUCAAACAUCACGUGAUGGUCACGUGACACCACCAAAGAGGCCACAAACGGUGUCGUUUGUGAUGGUGGACAUGGUCACGGAGACGACCGUGGAUGGUGGGUUGGAAGAAUGGACGGAUAUGGAUAGUGACACGUGUCCAAGAUUCAUAUCGGAUGGCAGAGAUAAGGUGGUGUGGACGAACAAGGCGUAUAAAGAGAUGGUUGUCGGUGGUGAUGAGGUGUUUGUGGUUCGGAAAGAGGGUGGAUGGCCGGCGGCAUUCACGUGCAAUGUGAGGGUCACGUGCCGGACCAACAUGGGCACUUUAUCAACCGUAACGGUGCCGUGUGACACGUGGAGGAUGGAGAGUGGUGGACAUGCAUGGAGGUUGGACGUUAAGGCUGCACUUUGUUUGGGUUGUUAAAUAAACAAGUAUAGUGUAUUUUUAAUAUAAAAAAGAAAAUAAACCCCUUUAAAAAAAUAAGAAUGGGUUGUACAAAUGUUUGGAGUAUGAUUUCGUGUUGUAAGUUAAGUUUUAGACUUGUAUAGUAGGACUUUCGGUUGUUAAUAACAACUAUCAAGGAUAUGGAGUGUAGAGGUGGGUCCGGUUUUAUAUAUGACUUU